Molecule: messenger RNA, 4482 nt
Organism: Closterium sp. Naga37s-1
Lineage: Eukaryota; Viridiplantae; Streptophyta; Zygnematophyceae; Desmidiales; Closteriaceae
Source: the annotation of a GenBank genome assembly
AUGUUGGCCUCUCCGUGUCCUUCAAUCUCGUCCGCUUGUGCCCCGCCCGUGCUCUUUGCCCCAAACCACCUGCUCCCCUUCUUCCACAGCUCCCAUUCUCCGCACGUGCCCUUUGCCGUGCCCAUGCUUGCCCUCUCACAUGCUCUUGAAUUCUUGAACGUGCUGCCCAAUCCUGCCACGAUAGAGUGUUUCUUCACCUCUAAAAAUUCAGCCGCUUCUGGGACGUCUGAAGUGUUUCGAUCUCACAACCCCGUUCCCACAUCUUUCCCCUUCGUCCCUCCCAGCAACCUGAACGGCACCGCGGAGGGCAACGUCGAUCUCAAUGGCACCAAGGAGGGCAACGUGUACAAGCUGCUGCGCUCACAGGGCUUUCUUUCCUCUUAUGACACGGCGCAUCACCUCAAUGAUGUGGACGAGACGUGGGUGAGCCAUCGCAGCCACAGAGGGGACGUGUGCGGAGUGGACUAUGUGUGGAUGCUCAACGCCCGCACGCCCAUGAGCAAUCCCGUCUUGAACUGGCGCAAGGCCGUGUUCGGGCUGAUCAAGUCCAAGCUGCUAGCAGCAGGCAUUACGGACGCACGUCACGCGUUCCAGUUCUUUGCGACAGCAGGUGACACGUCCCCGUUUGAACACACCGUGUGUUUCACCUCGGACCCGAACGCCACCGACGCUGCUGACGUCAGCAUGGAUUUCGGGCAACAGCAGAAUGAUGACCCAGCGACCGAGGAGGAGGAGGUGGUGGAGGAGGAGGAGGAGGAGGAGGAGGAGGAGGAGGAGGAGGAGGAGGAGGAGGAGGAGGAGGAGGAGGAGGAGGAGGAGGAGGAGGAGGAGGAGGAUGAGGAGGCGUGGAGGUAUUACGACAGUGAUGAGGAGGGGAUGGAGAGGCAGGAGUGCUGCAUCACUGCUUUCACCAUUGAAGACUUUCAACUGGCCGUGGCUCAGCUUGGUUUGACAGGAGACAAUUCAAUAGGGCUGACAGAGGUCGAAGUGGCAGAGCUGAUGCAAGGGGCGGACACGGAUGGCGAUGGGUGGGUGGAUUUCAACGAGUUCCAGGACAUGUUCCAACAGCCCACGUGGGACUCGCGGGUUGAUACCCUCAAACAAUCCAUGGCUGCUUCGCUUGCUGCCUCCCUCGCCACUGCCUCUGCUGCUGCUGCUGCUGCUGCUGCUGCUGCUGCUGCCCCUGGUUCUGCCGCCUCUCCUUCCGUCACUGCUGCUGCUGUUGGCACUGCUGCUGUCUCUGCCGGUGCUGCACCUUCGGCUGCUAGCCCGUCUGCUGCAUCCUCACAAGAGCAGCAGAAGCAGCGGCGGUGGGAGGAGAAGGAGCAGGCGGUGUUGCAAGGGGAGCAGCCGUAUUGGGAGAGCCGCAGAGGGCUCAAUGUGGAGGGCGAGGCGGGCCAGGGGAAGAAUUGCUGUAGAGAUGGCAGCGGUGCUGCUGGUGCUGCUGAUGCUGGUGGUGCUGCUGUUGGUGUUUCUGUUGAUGCUGCCGGUGCAGAUGCAGCUAAGGAAGUUACUGGUGGUGCAGCAAGUGUUCAGGCAGGAGACGAAGACGUGGAGGAGUGUGAAAUAGACGUGAGCAAUGGGGGGCUGAGUCUGGCCGUGGUGAAGGCAUCGCUGUUCCCGCCUGAAAUGGAGGAAGGGAAGUGGCCUGAGGAUUAUACGCUGUCAGAUCAUGCGGUGCUGACUGUGAUACCCACACACACGAGCAUGGCUGGCGCUGCUGGCGGCGGAGCGGGGGGGCGCGGAGGGUCCGCGCGCGGGGGGUCCGCGCUGGCGCAAGAGCUGCUGCUGUACGUGUGCAGCGCGGGGAUCAGCGCGCUCGUGCUGCUCUUCACGUUCCGCCAGCUGGACCCCAACCGCGCGCAGGCUAAGCUCGCCAAGCAGCGGAAAAGGGAGAUCGCCAAGCGACUGGGUCGGCCGUACAUCGAAACCAACACGUAUGAGGACGUGAUAGCAAACGAUGUGAUCAACCCACAGGACAUCCACGUCACAUUUGACUCAAUAGGCGGCCUGCAGCACGUGAAGGCGUCUCUUCACGACCUUGUCAUUUUGCCCCUGCAGCGACCCGAGCUCUUUGCACAGGGGCGCCUGUUGCGACCACAGAAGGGUGUGCUGCUCUUCGGCCCGCCAGGCACUGGUAAGACGCUGCUGGCGAAGGCGAUUGCCAAGGAGUGCAGAGCGGUGUUCAUCAACGUGCGGAUCGCCAACCUCAUGAGCAAAUGGUUUGGGGAUGCUCAGAAGCUAGUCACAGCGGUGUUUACGCUAGCCCACAAGCUGCAGCCAGCCAUUAUUUUCAUCGACGAGGUGGAGUCCUUCCUGGGGCAGCGGCGGAACACGGAGCACGAGGCGGUUACCAGCAUGAAGACGGAGUUCAUGUCGCUGUGGGACGGCUUCAGCACUGACGACACGGCACGGGUGAUGGUACUAGCAGCCACCAACCGCCCCUGGGAGCUGGACGAGGCCAUUCUCAGGCGCCUGCCCCGCCACUUUGAGAUUCCCCUGCCGGAUUUAGCCGGCCGCACCAGCAUCCUGGAAGUGAUCCUGCGGGACGAGGACGUGGAUGAGGACUUGGACUUGCAGGAGAUCGCCUCUCUAUGCGCGGGCUACAGCGGGUCUGAUCUCACAGAGCUGUGCAAGCAGGCGGCGUACCUGCCUCUUCAUGACUUUCUGGAGGAGGAGCGGAGAGCGCUGCAGGGGAAGGGGAAGGACCCCACCUCCCAGCGCCCCCUCGCCCGGGCGGACUUCCUGCGAGUGCUUAGCGAGUCCCGCCCGUCCCGAGACGCCGCCUUUGACUAUCUGCGCAAGCGCAGCAGCAGCAGCGCCAGCCUGCCGCACCUGGGAGAGGACCUUAUCCCCACUGCUGCCACCACCAAUGGCACCGCCUUUCCCUCGUACCCUUAUGCGAAUGGAGGGGCGCUCACGCCGCCCAUGGCUGCUGGUGGUGCUUCGCAAGCAGCACAGCAGGCGGAUUUGAUGCGGCUGCUGUUUCAGGCGGCAAUGGCCUCGGCUUUGCAACCGCAAGCGAUGCAACCGCAAGCGUCACAGCCACAGUCCAUGCAAGCACAGGGAGGGGAGCAGCAGAGCGUGCAACAGCAAGGGGUGUCCCAGCAGGCCUUGCAAUCAAGUGAAGGGGAGAUGGGCUUCGGAAACAAAAAGAGUUCUCGCGGGUCGUCGCGCAACGGCGGCGACGCGGACGACGACGACACGGCGAGCACCGCGUCGUCGUCGAGCGACCUUCCCGCCGUGUACUCCGGCGCGCGCGACGACGUCUACUGCGCGGCGACGGCCACGGAAGCGCUUCUAGACGCGCUGCAGGAGAAGCGGUCGACAACUCGCGAGGCGGCGCUCAAAGGGCUGGCGACGACUCUGGCGUCGCAAGUGCACGGGGAGCUGGUGCAGGACAAGUUCGACACUCUCACGCAGGGUUUUCUCUCGUGCCUUAGAAAGGGCAAGGCGCCCGAGCAAGUUCUCGCUGCCCGAUGCCUUGGUCUGCUGGCGCUCACCCUAGGGGCGUCUGACUCGUGCGAGGAGCUGCUCUCCUCGUCGCUGCCACAUCUGAGCAAGCUGGCUCGCGCUGCUGGCUGUGCCGCCACCCGCGUUGCUUGUCUAGACGCCAUGGCCAUCAUCACGUUCGUGGGGGCCAUGGACGCACACGCCACAGAGGAAAGCAUGAGCCUUCUGUGGCUCGUUGCGAACCCUCAGGGCGCCAGCAAGGCGGUGGUACCAGCAGCAGUGAGGGGAUCAGCCAUCAGCAACUGGACCCUGCUGCUCUCCACACUGCCCUCCUCGCAGCUCUCGCAGUUCCACACUCGCAGUGAGCUGGAAGUUCUAUCCCGCUGUCUGCAAGACGCGGACUUGAGCGUGAGGGGGGCGGCAGGCGAGGCCAUAGCCCUCGUGCACGAGCACUGCCCUGCAGACGCUAUAGAGGAGAGCGGUGCAGGCUCGGGAGGAGGUUCGGCGAAUGGCUUGGCAAACGGUGGUGUGGAGAGCAGUGACUCGGAUGACUCUAUCGUGGAUGGGGUGGUGCUGCCUGAUAAACCCGUGGGCGGAGGGCGUCAGGGCAGUGCGACGGUACAGAGGGCGGUGGAGCAGAUGCAGCAGCUGACGGUGGGCAGCAGCAAGCAGAUGACCAAGAAGGACCGCCUGUCCCAGCGCCUGGCGUUCCGGGAGAUUUUAGGGUCUAUCAGGGACAACGGGCGAUGCUCAGAGACUGUCAUCAGGCUGAAGCACGGCGACUCACUGCGCGUCGACACGUGGACGCUGACAGUGCAGCUGAAUGCUCUCCGGAGGUUCCUAGCAGACGGCUUCCAACGCCAUUUGCAGGAGAACGAGUUGCUGCACCAGGUCUUCAGCUACCAGCCUCGCAUGGAGAAGAAGGAGGUCUUCCAAACUGCCGUGCAGAAGCGUAUGAUCCUCUCUCCCAACUCUGAGGCCAGCCGUAACCGCUCCGUGGCUCGCAGGCGCAGCCGUCUCGCAGCACAG